AUGGCGUCAGAGGAUCUUCUUGAAGAGCUGCCGCUUGAGCUCAAGCUCCUGGUUCAACUGGCCAUUGACGAUAACCGUCCGACUUGUAUACUGGACUCGACACAGUCGCAACCGACCUGUCUGUUCCAAAAUGCCGCCUUUCAACAGGCCCUUGCGCACAUCCCCUCUGACGCAUUAAAUCAAUGGCUUUCUACCGAAACAAGCAGCACAUGCUCGGCCAAAGCGACGCCAGCUGGAGAUUUCGCCGACAGGGAGUGGAUCAAGAAAGAGCUCGGAACAUCAUACGUGGUGAUAUACUGCAAGCAUGAAUUUGUACCGCCGCGCAAAGGGACAGAGGACAAUGGCCUAGACAAUUUGGUUCAUGACUGGAUCAAGUUCCCUGACCAGGUGCCUACCAACAACUGGAUACGCUAUCUGAUGGCCUACGAUUGGAGCCAGACUGACAUUGGUGCUCUUUGUGGUUCAAGAAUGCAUAACUGGCCAGCAGCGUUGCGUGCGACUCUUCAAACUUAUAUGCAUUAUCCGCAUCCAGCCCUCAUUUACUGGGGAGCUGAUCUUAUUCAGAUCUAUAACGAGCCUACAACUGAGAUGUUCGGUAACAAACACCCAGGUGCACUGGGAAACAAAUCAAUCGACACUUGGGAUCAGGUUGUGCGGGAUCAAACCGCUGGGCUGAUCAAGACCGGCUGGGAACAAGGUCAAUCUGUCCACGUCAAGGAAACAUUGUUUCUGCUCGAUCGGGAAGGCUUUCUCGAAGAGUCAUACUUCGAAGGCUUUUUUCUUCCCAUAGUUGGGCCUGAUGGUCAUUGGGCUGGCUGUGCAAAUCUCGUCAACGAAGUCACCUCCCAGGUUUUCCGGAACAAUAGGGAAGACGUCUCACGCAACCUCUUACAAAGGACUGUUCACGCUCCCGAUCUCUCCAAUAUUUGGCUUGAGUUUCUAGGAAUACUGGAUGAAGAGGCUGACGACAUAGCCUACACACUUCUUUUCAUGAUCAACAAGGAAACAACGACACCCUCUGGAGAGAAGUACUUUCUAUAUGGUUCAUCAGGCCUCAAAUCGAACGGCCCCUUCGAGAAAUCUUCCGCCAAACUGAAAGGUGCUCUGGAAAUGGCAGAGCGGGACGAAAAUGUCGUUUGUCUUCAAGACGAGAGCCUUCCGGCUGAACUGAAAAUCGACAUGCCUGAAUUAGGUACAGUCGCUUCAGCGUUUGUUUUCACCAUCUUCGACAUCAAGGGAUCUGCACUAGGCUCGGUGGUCAUUGGUGUCAAUCCUAGGCGGCGUGCCGAUGAUUAUAUGAAAAAGUUCAUCUAUUCACUGAACGAGAUUUUGCUCAGAGCAGUCACCAUACUGGACUCACCCUCUGACCAGAGGAAGAUAUUACGGACCGACGAUAGUUUUGGCUACCGAAUCAACCUUGCCAAACUAUCUAGAGAGCUGAAUAUUGCGACUCUCAAGAACGAGAAGAGCCAGGAAACAUUCACGCGUAUGGCGGAAGAUGCUCCGAUUGGCAUGUUCUUGUACAAAGGAGAUGGCACGCCACUUUAUCUGAAUGAUCGCUUCCUGGAGCUGCUAGGUGAAAAGAGAGAUGAAUAUUUCGAAAAAGCCAAAACAGGAUACGCCUGGCGAGAUUGCAUACACCCAGACGACGAAGAAUUCAGCAAAGAGGCUUGGAGAUCCGUUGCCGAGUCUCAUUCAGUACUCAACUUCCAGUUCCGCGUCAAGGCAGGGACCAAAUCCAGCCCGACGCGCGCUAGAUGGCUGGAAGUUGUCUGCUUCCCACAACGCGACGCUAACGGUGUCUUGGUGACAUUCCAAGGCUACUUGACUGACGUUACUUCGAAAAAGCUGACCGAGGCUCUCACCACAGAAAGGAUGAACGCAGCGAUUGAAACGAAGAGGCAGGCGCAAAACUUUAUUGACAUGAUCUCGCAUGAAAUGCGGAACCCGCUGAGCAGCAUUAUACAACUUACUGAGUCAAUCCUCACGACUUCGCUCGAUGCAACACCAGCAGCGUCACACGAAAACGUUAUUGACGCAGCCAACACGAUCAACAUUUGCGCCUUCCACAUGCUGCAGAUAAUCAAUGAAGUGCUCGACUUCUCAAAGCUCGAUUCCAACCUCCUGGUCUUGGCUCCGGAAAGAACCAGGCCACGGGAAGUAGUCGAAAAAGCGCUCAAGAUGUUCGAGACCGAACUGAAGAGCGCGGAUAUCGUGACCAAAGUCGAACAGAUGUCGAGUGAUUGUGCGGUUGCAGAUAUCAUGUGUGAUCCCAGUCGUCUACUCCAAGUUAUAAUUAACUUGAUCACCAACGCGUUAAAGUUCACUCGAAGCGCAGAAACGCGCCGCAUCACGUUGUCCUAUGGAAAUUUCUUUGCACCGCCAUCGGCCCUCGAUUGUGGUGUUGAAUUCGUUAAACCGCGCAAAAAGGAUCAUGACGACCCCGAGACAGCCACUGCAAUGCUUGCAGCCCUCGACUCGGACGACGGUGGUGACGAUGUUUACCUGUUGUUCAGCGUUGAGGAUACUGGCUGUGGGCUAACGCCAGAAGAGUCACAGUUGCUGUUCCAACGAUUCUCACAAGCACCUAAGACAUACAAACAGUAUGGCGGCUCAGGCUUAGGAUUGUUCAUUUCUCGGGAGCUGGUCGAGCUCCAAAAGGGCAAAAUUGGUUUACACAGCGAAGCUGGAGUCGGCAGCAGAUUCGCAUUUUACAUCAAAGCUAAGCGCGCCGUCCGAGCGAGUCGUUCAGGUUCUGUGGCUUCGGUCGGGUCUACCGUCAGUGUCAAGAACUUGCCACAUGCCAUGGGCGGUGCUUUCGAGGAAGUCAAAGUCCUGGAAAAGGUAGAUACAGUACCACAGCCGAAAACUCUGGUACACGACAUGCAUGUGCUUAUCGUGGAAGACAACGAGAUCAAUUGCAAAGUCAUGUCGAAACAGCUACGGAAGCUGGGCUGCGAAGUGAAUGUAGCUGGAAACGGCCUAGAAGCGCUCAACUUCCUCUCCACCACAACCCAUCUCUCAAGCACUUCAGAUGCCACACCGCUGAACCUGAUAUUGCUCGAUAUAGAAAUGCCUGUCAUGGACGGACUGACCUGCAUCCGUCGCAUUCGCGCACUCGAACAGUCUGGAGAAAUAUCUGGCCAUAUACCGGUGAUCGCGAUCACGGCGAAUGCUCGCAACGAACAAAUUGCAACCGCGAUUGAAGCUGGCAUGGACUCUGUGGUUACAAAACCAUUCAAAAUAAAGGAUCUUGUGCCGCAAAUGGAGGCUGUGGUUGACACGUGGUCUGGUGCUGGAUGA
Aureobasidium pullulans EXF-150 is the source of this 3303-nucleotide messenger RNA. RefSeq lists its product as uncharacterized. The coding region runs from base 1 to 3303 and encodes 1100 amino acids. The record is from RefSeq and is a predicted model, not a curated record. Gene Ontology annotation, biological process: phosphorelay signal transduction system; protein autophosphorylation. Gene Ontology annotation, molecular function: protein binding; histidine phosphotransfer kinase activity; phosphorelay sensor kinase activity. The transcript has 4 exons. NCBI's taxonomy places the organism in Eukaryota, Fungi, Ascomycota, Dothideomycetes, Dothideales, Saccotheciaceae.